Struthio camelus australis is the source of this 847-nucleotide messenger RNA. Lineage: Eukaryota; Metazoa; Chordata; Aves; Struthioniformes; Struthionidae. The record is from RefSeq and is a predicted model, not a curated record.
AUGGGGGCACAGGCACAACCUAUUGCUGUGACAUGGCUCACUGCUGGUCUCCUGUUGGAGCUGAGCUCACCUAAAGCUGGAGAGGACUGUGCCCAAGUAGAUGACUGGCGCACUGCCAAAUCAAUCUAUGACUUCCAUGCCCAAGACAUAGACGGCAACACUGUCUCUCUGGAGAAAUACAGGGGCUUUGUCUGCAUCAUCACCAAUGUUGCUUCAAAAUGAGGCAAAACGGAUGUAAACUACACUCAGUUCGUUGACUUGUACGCCAGAUACGCUGAGAGAGGUUUACGCAUCCUGGCCUUUCCCUGCAACCAGUUUGGAAAACAGGAACCAGGGGACAAUGCUCAGAUUAAGGCAUUCGCUGAAAAGUACGGAGUGAAGUUUGACAUGUUCAGUAAGAUCGAUGUCAAUGGGGAGAAUGCCCUUCCGCUCUGGACGUGGAUGAAGGCGCAGCCUGCGGGAAGAGGCACCCUGGGCAAUGCAAUAAAAUGGAACUUCACUAAGUUCCUCAUAAACCGCGAGGGCCAAGUAGUGAAGAGAUACAGUCCCAUGGAGGAUCCCUACGUGAUCGAGAAGGACCUGCCUGCCUACCUGUAGACCUGCUCAUCUCACCACUGUGCUGUUCCUUCUACCCAGCCCUGGCUCUCCUGCUCCCUGUGGAGUCUUCUCAUCCAGCUCCAAUGACGGUCUGUCUUUAAGCCAGCUUGCUGGUGAGGCAAACCUGAAGAUUUGGCGUGCACCUGUUGGAGGAAGGCUUCACAGGGCUGGUGGCCUCUGCUGGGCAGCCCUUCUCUGUAGUCACAAAGCAGCAUCUGAUGGCCCAUUGCAAUAAAGUUACUGGAAAUGA